This is a messenger RNA of Gasterosteus aculeatus aculeatus (three-spined stickleback), 3642 nucleotides long. NCBI's taxonomy places the organism in Eukaryota, Metazoa, Chordata, Actinopteri, Perciformes, Gasterosteidae. The record is from RefSeq and is a predicted model, not a curated record.
GCCACACACACACACACACACACACACACACACAGAGCUCUGCUAAAGAUGUGAAAAUGGCCGAGCUACAAAUGCUUCUGGAAGAGGAGAUUCCAGCUGGACGGAGCGCACUACUAGACAGUUUCACUAACUUGGAAAGAGUCGCGGAAUACUGCGAAAGCAACUAUGUCCAGUCUCCAGACAAGGAGAGGGCGCUGGAGGAGACAAAAAACUACAACCAGUCCCUUGCCAGCGUGGCCUUCCUGAUCAACAUUCGGGCCACAAACGUCCGGCAGAUGCUGGACAUCCGGGCUUCGCACCUGCGCCGCAUGGAGUCCCCCAUCACCCACUUUUCCCAGACGGUGGACAUCCACAAAGAGAAGGUGGCCCGGCGAGAGAUCGGCAUCCUCACCACCAACAAGAACACAUCCCGCACGCACAAGAUCAUCGCCCCGGCCAACCCCGAGAGGCCCGUGCGCUACAUCCGCAAGCCCGUGGACUACAGCAUGCUGGACGACAUGGGCCACGGGGUCAAGUGGUUGCUAAGGUUUAAGGCCGGCGUUCAGAGCAUGAAGGCCGGAGGAGGCGCGCUCCCUCGCACAAACCCCCCCACGCAGAAGCCACCGAGCCCGCCCAUGUCGGGUAAAGGGACCCUUGGGCGCCAUUCCCCCUAUAGGACGCUUGAGCCGGUGCGUCCACCCGUUGUCCCUAACGACUACGUCACCAGCCCGACGCGCAACACGGCGCCCCCCCUGCAGAGCCCUGCACGCACUGCAUCCGUUAAUCAGAGGAACCGCACGUACAGCAGUGGCAGCAGCGGAGGCAGCCAUCCAAGCAGCAGCCGCAGCAGCAGCCGAGAGAACAGCGGCAGCGGCAGCGUGGGCGUGCCCAUCGCCGUGCCGACCCCAGCCCCGCCCAACGCCUUCCCAGCCCCCGUCCCGUCCAACCCGGCUAAACCUCCCCCCAACACUACAGCCACCACUCCCGGACCCCCUACCACUGCCCUAGACGGCCCCCCACAGGCCCCAAACCCCCCCGUAGAGAUCCCGCCGGUACCCCCGCCCCCACCCCAGCUCCCUGCCUCUGGGGGCCCACCUGCCCCCGGCCCCGCUGCUUUUGGCAACCCGGCACAAGGUGCCGCUCAGUUCUACAGCAUGAACCGGCCCGCUCAGCUGCCUCAGAACUCGCAGGUCGGAGGCUCGCUGCCGUACCGCCGACCCGCCUCCGUCACCGGCCAGCCCAACGCCGCCCUCAACCCGAGCCAGCUCAACGGGGGGCCGCACUUCGCCCAGAACCAAGUGAUAGCAGGCCCGCUCGCGCCCCCUCCCCCCUCCAUGCAGAUCACCCCCCAGCUGCCUCUGAUGGGCUUUGUGGCCCGAGUUCAGGAGACGAUCUCCGACGCGCCGCCGCCACCGCCUCCGCCCGCCGACGAGCCGGUGUUUGAUGACCCCGUGCCGCCGCCUCCGCCGCCGGAGGACUACGAGGACGAGGAGGAGGAGGAUGACGGGGAGGAGUCGGAGUCGGCGGUUGUGGAGUACAGCGACCCCUACGCCGAGGAGGACCCGCCCUGGGCUCCACGCACCUACAUGGAGAAAGUGGUGGCCAUCUACGACUACGCCCGGGACAAAGAGGACGAGCUGUCGUUCCAGGAGGGCGCCAUCAUCUACGUGAUCAAGAAGAACGACGACGGCUGGUACGAGGGCGUGAUGAACGGGACCACGGGCCUCUUCCCCGGCAACUACGUCGAGUCGAUCAUGCACUACGCCGACUGAACGAGCCUCCCUCUGGGGAGCGUUUGGAUGGGGGAGGGGGAAAGGGGGGGGGGGGAGGGAGGGAGGGGAGCCAAGGGUUAAAAGGUCAAAGACUUUGAUCAGACAGAGCAUGAUCACCUCCGGGCGAAGAGAGGACGCGGAGAGGAAGCUGCUGCCCACUCGCUCUCAACCACUACGAGCUUUUCUCCCCUGUAAUAUUUCUUUCUUUCUUCCUUCACCCGGCUGAGAACUGGACGCCGAUGGAUUUAUUGUACUUGAGAGUUUUUGAGUUACAUUAUGAGACCACUACAUUGUUUUUUUUGUUUUUUUUGUUGUCGUUUUCUGUUGCCCUUGUUUUAAAGAAUAUUUAUUUCGAUUUUUGUAGUGGGAUAAAAGGUGAGCAGGUGGGUCGGACCGGGUUUCCACGUCGCAGCCGUCGGACAAACGGCUGCAGGAGAGAACGCCUUCACGUGUCCAUUUUCUCCUUAACGCUGCAGAGACGACUUGGAGGAUAUGACUCGUAUAUAUAUAUAUAUAUAUAUAUAUUAUAUAAAGUAUAAUGCAACAACAAUAUCCUCGGUGGGAGAUGAACAGUAGUUCCGUACUUGACAAAACCGUUGUUUAGGUACCUCAUCAGAGAGCGUGCCAAAGCUGACAUUCACUAGGAAAAGCACAUGACAAGUCUUAAGGUGACACAGUAGACGACAGCGGUGAUUCCUUUGAUCGCCUCCGAGUUUUAAACUCAAAGUCUCCACGUGCUUCCCUUUGCGGACCAGGGUGUGCGUUUCUGAACGAAAAGGAAUCAAACCCCCCCCCCCCCCCCCCCCACCCAAGAAGAAGGCAAAGCACAAGGACCUGGACUCUGGCGUGAUUAAUAAACCGAUAUCCGCUCCACCGACGCGGCUCAUCGUUUGCAGCGUUCACGUGCAUUUGAAAGACUUUAGUUUCUUUGGCGCUUAGAGGUCCGGGAUCUGUUGUUGCUUGUGGAGCGGCAGACUGCAUGUUUCAAAAAGGAAAAGGAAAAGGGGGGGGGGGGGGCGGCAUUUAUUGUCUGCUCUACUGAGGAUUAAUGUCUUAAUAUUUUUAGAUAUGCUGUGAUUUGGUUUUUGAUAUUCACCCACGAUGCAUUGAGGUCCUUUCUAAAACGCUUGUGCCAUAUUGAAGUGCGUGUUGCUGUUCAGAGGUUGUCACUUCAUUUGCAAUAACCCGGACGAACGGGGGGGGGGGCGGACGGACCGUCGCAGGACUCCACAUCUGCAUUUUCUAUUUGAGUUUUAAAUCAAAAGCACAUUUGUAGUGGAAAGGUGUAGAAGAAGACCUAAUAUAAAUGUGAGAUGUAUUACGUCCUGCACACGGGACUUUUUGAAUAUGUAAAGAUGCCAGCUGUCGUGUUGAAAUGGUUUUAACAGUCGGCCGUAGCCCACCUGUACCCCCCCUCCCCCCGUCUGUGUAGGCGCUGCUGGGUGUCUGCGACGGCUCAGCGCUUCUGUCUUUAUUUUCUAUAAAAAGAGAAAAGAAAAAAAGAGCGAGAAAUAAUACCCAGUGGGUCUGUAUGUGAGUCUUGCAUGCCGUUGUUCUCAUCUGUACCGGUGUCCCAGAGGUCACCCCCUCUGACCCCAAAGAGACUGGCUGUCAUUACGUCAGUGGUAAAAAAAGAAAAAAAAGAGCUCCCCCCCCCCCUGCGCCACAAUCCAGGAGUGACCGUGGAUAAAUUUACUCCUUGCUUCAUAACAACUCGUAGGAUGACGCUAAAAUAAAAAGAGUCCCACCAGACCCGUCCGUUCUGCAGGAUUCACAGACGUCCAGUUUAACUCUCAUAAAUGGCCAUUGUGUUGCACAGUUAAAGUUGAAUUGCAGAAGUAUCAUAUUUUGUAAAUCAUGAGAACAAAGACAAUAAAAUUAUUAAGAUUUA